AUGUUCUUCUGCCCCGUGGUGCUAUUCGUGCUCACCCUUGCGCUAUGUUCCUUGAGCUCUUCGCAUCCGAGUCGUUUAUUCGGCACUCCCGAGCCAGGCUGGGCCAUCACGCCCGCUAUAUCCUUGCUUACCCAAAAGGUCCUAGCAGAAUGGGGCAUACAUGGAUCAGCAGUUGGCGUGGUGCAUCUGACGGACACCGGACAAGUAGAGACUGACCUUGGUAGCUGGGGAACCAUGUCUGAGGAUGGGAAACCGGUUUCUGUCGAUACAUUGUUCAGCAUCGGCACAUCCUCGAAGUCCUUCCUCCCAGCUGCAAUGGCUAUCCUCAUAGAUGACUUCGCUCGCGGGCGUAACAAUACACCGCUUCCAUCCGGGCUUGAUGUACUUACAUGGGACACGCGCAUCCGCGAGCUCUUCCCGGGUCACUCAGAGUGGGCGUUGCAGAACCCAAAUGCGCAAGCGAACGCAACCAUAAGGGAUGCACUCGAGCAGAGGGUAGGGAUACAAUCCAACCCCCUGUUUUUUGGACGAGAGGACAAGCCGUUAGACGUUGUCAUGAGGCUACGGCAUCUUGUGCCUUUAGGCGAUUCGCGCACAUUCACCAGUGUUAGCCACGAGACAUACACGCUUGCUGCACACAUCAUCACCACCUUUUCGGGCAUGCCAUACACGCAGUUUGCGCAGGAGCGCAUCUUUUCUCCAGUAGGCAUGUCUGCGACCACGUUCUCCGGUACAGCCGCCACACGUUCAGGCCUUCUCAGCGAGGGAUGGAAUGAGCACGGGCGGCGUGUACCGCACUGGCUUCCGGACACGGCGGAGGAAGUGAUGGCGGGAUCGCACGGGCUGAUCUCCAGCGCGCAUGAUCUGACGAAAUGGAUUGCAGUCUUAUUGAAGCACGGCGUAAAUCCGGGCACGAACGAGUCCGUGCUUCCGUGGUCUGUGCUUGUGGAGACGCUGGGCUCCCGCCACGUCGUCCUGCUAGAACCUAGUGACUACAUCGAGAUCCCCAAUCCCAUGGGCUGGAGAGAUACAAUGUACUUCUACGGAUAUGACGAUGAUAUAGUUAGUAACAUAAUAGUCGUGAAGUGGGCCGCAGAAAGCUAUGGCUCCGAACCCGGCGCCCGCACACAUAUUGUUCUCUCUCCCUCGGACAAGCUGGGUGUGGUGAUUCUCAUGAACGGUCAUAUGAUUCCGGGUACCCCAACUGUCAUCCAUAAAAUCAUAGAGGACCUCCUUGAUCUCCCCUCAAAUGCCUCGAGGCUUGAGACAUCCAUCCCACAGCCUCUCUCUUGGACCCACAUUGCACAGGAAGAUGCUAUAGAUCUUGUGGACAGCACGAGCCUCAACGUGACGGAGAAGGUACCGGAGGACAACAGUCCUCCAGAGCAGCGGCUCAUGACCAUCAACACACGAACAGAAACCUCGUGGUACUCAUUACACGCCGGCAAGCCCUUUGUCCCCCUGGAGCAAUUCGCAGGACAAUACGUCAGCCCCGCGUUUGGCACUCUCACACUCUGUGCACCCAACAGCAGCAGCGAUGAAUGUGCAGCUGUGAUCAGGGACUUUGCUACUUGCGGGGAGUUGAGGUGGAAUAUGCCUGCCCUCUACGCAGCAUGGCCGGGUGUGUUUGUGAGCCACCUGCGUUGGGAGCACAUAGGGAACAAUGCAUGGUCGGUGGUGCCGUUGACGCUCUAUCCGGAUGGCUUCGGGCGCGACCGGACACCAUUCACAGACUCUACGAAAGGCGAACAGGUGGCAAAGUGUGUCGUGCGUGAGGACCACGUGCUAGGAUGUGGACUCUGGGAUGCUGAUCAGCCAGGCCCAAAUGCGACUGUCGCAGAUGCAUGGUUUACAAAGUUCGCCUGA
Messenger RNA from Postia placenta MAD-698-R-SB12, 1866 nucleotides. RefSeq lists its product as hypothetical. The record is from RefSeq and is a predicted model, not a curated record. Bases 1 to 1866 code for a protein of 621 amino acids. The transcript has 7 exons. Lineage: Eukaryota; Fungi; Basidiomycota; Agaricomycetes; Polyporales; Adustoporiaceae.